Talaromyces atroroseus is the source of this 1179-nucleotide messenger RNA. RefSeq lists its product as hypothetical. The transcript has 5 exons. Lineage: Eukaryota; Fungi; Ascomycota; Eurotiomycetes; Eurotiales; Trichocomaceae. The record is from RefSeq and is a predicted model, not a curated record. Gene Ontology annotation, cellular component: cytoplasm. The coding region runs from base 1 to 1179 and encodes 392 amino acids.
AUGGACGACGAUGCUCCAGAGCUGGUCGAGGUGACGGCAGUGCCAGCCACGACCGAGGAAGUCGUCAGCCGCGUGCCCAUAACUCUGGUUACAGGCUACUUGGGCGCGGGCAAGACGACCCUGCUGAACUAUAUCCUGACCGAGAAGCACGGCAAGAAAAUCGCCGUCAUCAUGAAUGAAUUCGGCGACUCAACCGAUAUCGAGAAGUCCCUGACCGUCAACCAGAAUGGCCAGGAGGUCACCGAGUGGCUCGAUGUCGGCAACGGAUGCAUCUGCUGCUCUGUCAAGGACUCGGGCGUGCAAGCCAUCGAGUCUCUCAUGGAUCGUCGCGGCACGUUCGACUACAUCCUGCUCGAGACCACCGGCCUCGCAGAUCCGGGAAACAUCGCGCCCCUAUUCUGGGUCGACGACGGCCUAGGCAGCUCCAUCUACCUUGACGGCAUCGUCACUCUCGUAGACGCAAAGAACAUUGUGCGCCUCCUAGACGAGCCCGCACCAGACGAAACAGCCCAUGCAGGAGGCCAUGAAGACCAUGCCGGGCCGGCUCUAACCAUGGCCCAUCUCCAAAUCUCCCACGCAGAUGUCAUCGUGCUAAACAAAGCCGAUUUAGUAACCUCCGCCGAACUGGAGGCCACCCGCCAAAGGAUCGCAUCCAUCAACGGCGCGGCCAAAAUCCACAUUACAGAUCACAGCCGCACGCCACAGAUUGAAGGCGUGGUUUUGGAUCUGCAUGCCUACGAUCAACUGUCCAAGUUGGAUUUUCAGGAGAAAGGGCACGCGCAUAUCGACCCUCGAAUAUCUACAAUUGCAUUCACACAUCCCAAGAUCACCCCCGCUCAAUUAGCGGGCGUGGACGAAUGGCUAAGGUCUAUCUUGUGGAAGAGCAUUAUCAAGUAUCCCGGUGAUGGGGAUGAUGCGGAAGAAGCCCAAAAGCACACGCCCAGAUUUGAAAUUCACCGUCUCAAGGGUCUUUUGGCCCUGACUGAUGGCACAUUCAAGGUCAUCCAGGCAGUACGAGAGAUGUACGAGAUUAGAGACUCGGAAAAUAGAGAAAACAAGGAAGAAGACCAGGCAGAUGCUCCUGACCACUGCAAGAUUGUCAUAAUUGGACAUGAUCUUGGGAAAUCAGCCGAGUCUUGGAAGGAAAGCUUUGCUCACAGCCUAGUCUCUAGAAUUUAG